AUGGAUUAAAAAUCAUCUGCUUUUCAUAUUUACAAAUAAACUCUUAUUCGACGUAACACAGUACCUAUUUCAUAAGUGUAUAGCUAUGAUGUUAAAGAUGUAAAUAUUUUAGUAAUGUAUAAAUUUAGAAAAUUGGACAAGGAGCAUAUGGAAGUGUUUUCAAAGCAAUUCAUAAGGUUUCUAAAUAAGUUAGAGCUGUAAAAGUGAUUAAUAAGUUGAAUAUAAAAUACAAAGAAAGGUUAUUAAGUGAGAUAACAAUAAUGGAGCUAUUAGUAUGAAAAUAAAAUUAGCAAUUUAAGGAUCAUCCAAACAUACUGAGAGUAUUUGAAACAUUUGAGGAUAAUGAAAAUUUAUAUAUGGUUUUAGAGUAUAUAAAUAAAUUUGAUAUAGAAUCUGUUAAGGUGGUGAUGUGUUUGAUAAGGUGUUAGAAAAAGGAAAUCUAUCAAUUGAUGAAGCAUUUAAAGUAUACAUUCAAUACAUGAGAGCAGUGAAUUACUAUUAAGGGUUUAAAAUAGUUCAUAGGUAUAUAUUAUGAAGAUAGAAGGGAUUUGAAACCAGAAAACUUUUUGUUUUAAAAAAAAGAUGAUUUAAAUACUUUGAUUGUGAUUGAUUUUGGAAUAGCUAAGAGAGGAGUUGAUAAAUUGAAAACUAAGAGUGGCACAGUAUAUAAUAUAAUAAUAAUUAUUUUUAAGGCAUAUUAUGUUGCUCCUGAAGUCUUAGAAGGAUCUUAUGAUUCAAAAUGUGAUAUCUGGUCUUCAGGUGUUAUUUUAUAUGUAAUUUUAUGUGGCUAUCCUCCUUUUUAUGGAGAAAAUGAAAAAGAAAUAUUAACUGAAAUUAGAAAUGCUCAAUUAUAAUUUGAAGGUUAUUAUUUUAUUAUUAUUAUUUUAUAGGUGAUGAAUGGUAAUAAAUACCAUAAGAAAUUAAAGAUUUUAUUAAACUAUAGAUAUGUCCUGCAGCUUAAAGAAUUGCACCGAAAGAUUUAUUAUCAAACAAAUUAGUUGAUAAAUUCAAUUAGAAGUUUUAAGUUGAUUAAAAAUUAAUUUCUAUGAUAACAAUUACAUCAUGGGUUAAGUUUCAUCCUUUGAAAAGAUUGGGUUUAUAUUAUUUAGCAACAUAAAUCAAUUCAUCAGAUCUUAAGUAAUAGAAAAUGGCCUUUUUCCUGAUUAAUACAUCUCAAUCUGGGUUAAUUACAUAAGCAGAAUUAGCAUCCUAUUUAAAAGUUAAUAAAUAAGAUAUAUAAAAAGUAUGGCCUUAUUUGGAUUGCAAUAAUAAUGGUUAUUUAGAUUACUUUGAAUUUAUUGCAAUUACACUUACUCCAUAAGAUUAUAAUAAUCAUUUACAAUUCAUGUUUGAUUUUCUAAGUUAACAAGAAAAAACUAUUACUCAAAAAACUAUUAAAUCAAUUUUUGAUCAAAAUGCUAAUUUGGACUAAAAAUGGGUCUCUAUUUCAGAAACCAAAGGUAAUCACCAAAAUACCCAUGAUCAUUAAGUUAAUGUUAAAAAUAUCAUUGAAAAAGAUAUUGAUUUUGCAGGCUUUAAAAUUUUAAUGGGAUGAAUUAUAUUAUUAAAG
Paramecium sonneborni is the source of this 1570-nucleotide messenger RNA. NCBI's taxonomy places the organism in Eukaryota, Ciliophora, Oligohymenophorea, Peniculida, Parameciidae. The record is from the annotation of a GenBank genome assembly.